CGGCGGUGUGUAAGGGUCAGUAUUUAAAGAAAAAUGUCUCCGAAAAAAGUCGAGUUGUUUGAAAGCGCCAGCCGCAGUUUGGCACGAGAAACGGGCAUACCACCUCGCUAAGCUUCUGACUGUCUGGAUCGAAAUGGAGCUUGGUGGCGAUUCUGCAAAAGUAUUUGACCCACCUCCACCAUAUAAUUUACAGGUGGAUGGAGGCGCAACCACAAAUCUUGCUUACAUGCCCGAUAAGACUGACAAUGACGAUAUAGUAAUAAGUGUGGACGAAAAGACAACUGAUGGAAUUCCAGGAAAGGAAGAAGCUGAACAGGAGGAAGAUCCUUGGAAAAUUACCAAUUUUUAUGUCAAGGUUGUCCCCUGGUCAGACUUAACGACAUGCGGUAAAGUGAAACGUGUUCUGUGGGAUUACUUUGGAAAGUUUGUGUGCUUACUGGGGUUGCUUUACAUGUUCAUCUGCUCCCUCGAUUUUCUUGGCAACGCCUUCAAACUGAUUGGUGGCAGAGCUGCAAGCUCAGUAUUUUCUGAGAGCGAGGUUCUUUCUAACCCCGUGGCUGGUCUUAUGAUAGGUAUCCUAGCAACAGUUUUGUUUCAAUCUUCAUCAACAACGACUUCCAUCAUUGUCAGUAUGGUGGCUGCUAAACUUGUUCCUAUUCGAAAUGCUAUACCAAUGGUCAUGGGAUCUAACAUCGGUACAUCUGUGACAAAUACUUUAGUAUCCAUUGGACAAAUAGGCAACCAGAAUGAAUUUCGACGUGCAUUUGCUGGGGCGACUGUUCAUGACAUGUUCAACUGGCUCACAGUUAUCAUACUGUUACCUCUAGAAUCUUUGACGGGGUAUCUUUACCACUUAUCAGAGAUGACCAAAAACAGUAUGAAUUUAGAAAGUAGCACCGGGGGUGAUCAAGAAUUCCUGAAAACACUUACAGAACCAUUCACAACACUUAUUAUUCAGGUAGACAAGAAGAUCAUUGAACAAAUUGCGCAUGGAAUUCCAGAAGCCAUGAAUAAAUCCAUCAUAAAGCAUUGUUGUGUGAAAGAAGAUGUUGAAGUGACAAAAUGGAAUACAUCGACACAUUGGAAUUACUCCUAUACCGAUUCAGAGAGCGUUUGUCUUGAAAAAUGUAAAUACUUGUUUGAAGGCGUUGCGGACAGUUGGGGUGAUACAACCGUUGGCAUCGUGUUGUUAGUCGUCGCCUUGGUAAUACUGUGUGCCUGCCUCAUUCUGAUUGUAAAAACACUUAAUUCUAUGCUGAAGGGAAAAAUAAGUUAUAUCCUAAAGAAGUUCGUCAAUGGAGACUUUCCUGGCAAACUGGCUUAUUUCACUGGAUACUUGGCUAUAUUGAUAGGGACAGGUUUAACUAUCCUUGUACAGUCAAGUUCUAUAUUUACCUCUGCGUUAACACCAUUGGUUGGAAUUGGCGUGAUAUCUGUAGAACGAAUGUACCCAUUGACACUCGGAGCCAAUAUCGGCACAACAACAACAUCUGUCUUGGCAGCCCUUGCACAGAGCGCAGAGGAUAUUCCACUAGCCUUACAAAUAUCGCUGGUACAUCUUUACUUCAACAUUUCAGGCAUAUUGCUUUAUUUUCCAAUACCAUACCUUCGAUUUCCUAUUGGAAUGGCCAAGGCACUUGGAAAUGUUACCGCACACUAUCGUUGGUUUCCGAUCCUUUAUCUUAUUUUCGGUUUUUUCUUACUUCCGGGCGCUAUUUUUGGACUUUCAUUGAUUGGUUGGCAAGUCAUGACAGGAAUAUGUGGACCAAUCGUUUUUGUUCUGGCUAUCGUAGUCGUGAUAAAUAUUCUACAAAGAAAGGCGCCAAAAUGUCUUCCUAAAAUCUUACGUAACUGGAUGUUCCUACCAGAACCAUUGCGAUCACUUGAUCCGUUAGAUCGUAACAUUAAAAAACUGACAGUGUUUUGCAGGUGCUGUUGUAAAAAUAAAAACAAACCGGAGAAUGAAACGAAAGAAGUGAAAGAAGCUGAAUUUCAAAAGACUGAAUUCACUAAGUUGUAAUUGAAAAUCUCUCAUUGCAAUAUAAAUACAAAUGUAUAUUUAUAAAGAUCUGAUUAAGUUUUGUUACUGUGUAAAAUUUCUGGUAUGGGUGUUGUAUCAAUUAUUUGAUAAAAAAUGUCAGAAAACAUUUACAAAACACUUUUAAUGAAUUUUAGUUACCGAA
Molecule: messenger RNA, 2183 nt
Organism: Ruditapes philippinarum (Manila clam)
Lineage: Eukaryota; Metazoa; Mollusca; Bivalvia; Venerida; Veneridae
Product: sodium-dependent phosphate transport protein 2B-like
Exons: 9
Coding region: 134-2020 (628 amino acids)
Biological process (GO): sodium-dependent phosphate transport
Cellular component (GO): membrane
Molecular function (GO): sodium:phosphate symporter activity
Source: RefSeq, a predicted model, not a curated record